Messenger RNA from Cataglyphis hispanica, 2286 nucleotides. RefSeq names its product protein FAM98A. The coding region runs from base 302 to 1813 and encodes 503 amino acids. Gene Ontology annotation, cellular component: tRNA-splicing ligase complex. Lineage: Eukaryota; Metazoa; Arthropoda; Insecta; Hymenoptera; Formicidae. The transcript is spliced from 5 exons. The record is from RefSeq and is a predicted model, not a curated record.
AAACGUGGCGAAAACUUCGUAGUAUCAAACGGAAUGUCACCCUUGUAUAAAAUUUGGAUUCACGUAAGAAUGCGCGAACCGGUUACCGGUUCUGUGCGUGAUGCGACGAACGUCUUUGUCGUAAUAUCGAGUAAUAUCGGAGAACUGAACGUAUUGCUGAUGAAAGAUUUCAUUAUCGCGACGCAAUUUGUCUCACGCUAAAUCCUCGAACGAGUACGGUCGUCUUUUUAUUGUAUUAUAUAUUUAUUAUAUUAUAUUUUGCUCAAUAAUACUAUCAAAGAUCUAAAGACAUACGAUCGACAUGGAGGAGAAAUUGCUGCAAAUUCUCGAAGACGUUGGGUACACGGGGCCAAUGCUUGACGCCGACAAGAUAUCACACGCCCUGAAACUUGGUGCAAAAUCGCCAGACUUUACUAGUCUUGUAAGUUGGCUUGCUGAGCAACUUGCAACAUUUAUCGACAUAGAUGAGACUGUUCAUGCUACAACAAGCGCAGAUGAUGCUAGUUCAUUUCUCCUAGAAUUAAGCUUUUUUCUGAAGGAAAUAGGAUGUGUAAAUGAGAAACUAAUGACUGGACAUAUAAAUCAAAGACUGGCUAAUGAAUUUGAAAGAGCUAUCCUGAUAGAAUUUUUAGUUACAGAACUUAUGACUUGUAAAUUAUUGGAAGUGAAAUAUCCCAAAGAGGAAAAACAGAUGGAAGUUACUAUUGAUGAGAGUGAUACUGCAAGAAGCUUGAAAAAUAUUCUAGUAACACUAAAAUUUCAAAAACCACCGGACAAUAUUUCGCCUGAAUUAUUGUUCUCAAGAUUAGAAACUAAAUUAUCAGAAGUAUUAAAGACUGUGUCAACCGAUCAUUUAGGAAAACCACUUAUAGAGAUAGAACUCUCUGCUAAGCAGUGGGAUGAAUUGGGUAAAUUGCAAGAAGAGAUGCACAAAGAGUACACAAUUCGUCGUGAAAUGUUACUUAAGCGUCUUGAUGUUACAGUUCAAUCAUUCUUGUGGUCAGACAGGAUAAAGCUACAGGAAAAUGAAGUAAACACUAGAUACGAGGAGAGGAGAAAGACUCUGAAAAACGAACCGAAAGUGACAAUGGCUGAUCUAUUGGCAGCAAGAGACGAUCUAGCUGUGAUCGAGAAAACGAGUAACGCAAGUGUUCGCAAAAAUACAAAAAGCAAAGUCAACAGUGUCAUUAUCGGAGCGGUGCCGGACAGAGGUGGCAGACCAUACGAACAAGAACCACCUCCACCAGAGAUGCCACCAUGGCAGAAGGACAGAGUUCAAGGUCCACAAGGACCACAAUCGUUUCGGGGCGGAAGAGGAGGAGGAGGAGGAGGAGGAGGAGGAGGUGGAGAUAGAGGUCGCGGAGGUAGAGGAGGAGGAAGUGGCGGCUAUCGCGAUCAUAAAGAUGCCGGUAGCAACUUCGGCCAAAACUUGGAUCAGCAAUCUCAAUAUUCAGGACAUGGGCAUAGAGAAUGUUAUCCGGAUCAUAGAGACACAGGAGGAUAUCAGAGAGGUGGCAGUAGAGGCGGAAAUUAUCGAGCAAAUUCGGAUGCGAAUUAUGGUCAAAAUUACAAUCAAAAUUAUAGCCAAAGCUAUGACUAUCAACAAUCACAGUAUUCUGGCCAAAGAGAUUCUUAUGGAAGUGACAAUCGAAGUGGUGGAAACUAUUAUCAAGACAGGAGAGAGAGUGGAGGAAGGGAAGGGAGUGGAAGAGGAGGUAGAGUUCAAGGUGGAUGGAACCAAAGUGGCAAUAAUUAUGGCACGAAUAAUUAUCAACGCGGCGGCUAUAAUAGAGGCAGGGGUCGACAAUACUGAAUUUUGAUCAUAGCAAAGGUUUAUAUCACAAGCUAUAAUGAUAUUAAAAUAAUCAUAUGAUAUUAAUAAUUACUAUUCACGCUUAUGCUUAUAAUAACACAAAAUGUAUGUGUUUGAUCUUAAAAUUUUUAAGUUUAAAAUAUCUCUAGAUGAAGUAAUAAUUUUGAAUUGUUAUUUUUAAGAACAUAUUUAGUUAACAAUAUUUAAAAAAUUGGAUUAUUAUUAUUAAGAACUGUUACGUAUUGCUCUCACACAAAGAGCUUUUAAAAUGACAGCUUUUAAUUUCGUCAUUAUAAUCAAUUGGAACAUGUAUAUAUAUAACUAUGCUACAAAAAUCAAGCAUAAUAAAAAUACAAUAAUUAUGUAAAUAUAUAUUUGUCCAUUUGUCUAAAGUAGAUGGAUUAAUUUAUAACAUGAGAUAUAAAGACUGUAAAUUAAGUCAUGGAAAUAUAAUAAAUUGUGCAAAUAUAUAU